Messenger RNA from Didymella exigua CBS 183.55, 1710 nucleotides. RefSeq names its product glycoside hydrolase family 16 protein. The record is from RefSeq and is a predicted model, not a curated record. Gene Ontology annotation, biological process: glucan catabolic process. Lineage: Eukaryota; Fungi; Ascomycota; Dothideomycetes; Pleosporales; Didymellaceae. The coding region runs from base 1 to 1710 and encodes 569 amino acids. The transcript is spliced from 2 exons. Gene Ontology annotation, molecular function: hydrolase activity, hydrolyzing O-glycosyl compounds.
AUGCGUUCUUUUACACUGCUGCUGGCUGCGGCCUCUCUCUUCGACCUUAGCAUAGCUGGCUAUGCUUUGGAAGACGAUUACAUGACUGAUUUCUACGGCGCAUUCGACUUCUUUGACACAGCGGACCCAACGAACGGGUUCGUCAAGUAUGUCGACGAAGCCACAGCGAGGCAAACAAACCUCAUCAAUGCGUCUGUCACCACGGGUGCCGAGUGGGGUGUCGACUCUACCAACGAAACUCCAAAUGGCAGACCCAGCCUUAGACUUGUAAGCAAAAAGAAGUAUAGCACCGGGCUGGUAGUCAUGGAUGUGGCACAUAUGCCUACCGGCUGCGGAACAUGGCCUGCGUUCUGGAUGGUGGGACCUGACUGGCCGACUGGUGGAGAAAUCGACAUUCUCGAGGGUGUCAACGAGCAGACGAACAACGGCAUGACCCUUCACACAGCCCCUGGCUGCAAGAUCGGCCCUGACACCAGCAUAUUCGCCGGUGAGGUUACUACACCCAACUGCGACGUCAACGCCAAGAACCAAAGCAAGAACGUCGGAUGCUCUAUCGAACACCCCUCAACAGACAGUUACGGCGUCGGGCUCAACGCGAUUGGUGGUGGCGUGUAUGCGACACAGUGGACCGGUGAAGCUAUCAGCGUCUACUACUUCCCGCGGGGGUCGGUACCAGAUGACGUUCUUGGGGACACUCCCAACCCUGAUGGCUGGGGUCUUCCUGCUGCCAAGUUCACCGGCGGCUGCGACAUUAAAAGCAUGUUCAAGGAACAGCAAAUCGUCUUUAACACUGCCUUCUGUGGUGACUGGGCUGGUGCAGUCUGGGAGUCGGGCUCUUGCGCAAAGAAAGCUCCUACUUGCGAUGAGUAUGUGCAGAACAACCCGAGUGCUUUCAAGGAUGCCUACUGGACCAUCAAAGCUUUGAAGGUGUACCAGGACGACGCAAAUAAUGCCCCUGCGCCAUCGGCAUCUGGAGUACCGUCUCAGAGCACUGUAAUUUCAGAGCCUGUAUCGGUUCCCACUAACAACGCUACCGUGCCUGCGAUCUCUUCAGGCUACGCGACCAUCCCCACCAAGAUCCCCAGCAACGCCCCAAUACUCUCGUUCACAUCAGGCUCAUACGUCGAACCAAACCUAUCUGCCUCCAAGGAGCUACCAGCCGAGACCAGCGUGCCUAUCGCCAAGCCAACAUCGUCCAUCGUCGUGCCCACCUCCGAAGCCCUCGAGUCCUCCAAAUCACAGGCCAACACCGGAUACCUCGUUACAUCAACUUCAGCAGCCUCAACAACAUCCAAGGUCGCUACACCCACCAAGCCCGCCGACCGCGUGGGAGAUGACAGCAUGCCGGGCUUCCAAUGGCCCCAACCCAGUUCCGCACCAUCUUCAAACGCGACUCAACCCGCAGAGUCCACCGCAGCGCCUUCGGGCAGUAUGAUUCUACCUGUCGAGAACAUUCUUAGUUCCACUGCACCUGCCGCAGAGCCGUGGUCGACACCGUCGCUGCCAGCUAGUUCUACAGAUGCCUCAGCCCCGGCAACGCCCGUCGUGACCAAUACUAGAGUGGAGCAGAAGACAGUGUAUCAGACUGUCUACGAGACGGUCACGGCUGGGGAGGAGGCUACGCCUGCGCCGGGACUCAGUGGGGCGAGGGCAAAGAGGUUCUUGAGGGAGCACAGGAGGAGGGGUGUUGGGCACCAUGCCAGGAUGUAA